CAGCUCACUGGAGACCAGUAAAACCCAGUACAGCCCAGUAUAACCUCCUGGAGACCAGUAUAAACCAGUACAGCCUGGUAUAGCCCACUAUGGGACCAGUAUGACCCAGUACAGACCAGUAUAACCCAGUACAGCCCACUGGGGACCAGUAUAACCCAGUACAGCCCAGUGGAGAACAAUAUAAGCCAGUACAGCCCAGUAUAACCCAGUACAGACCAGUGGGGACCAGUAUAAACCAGCACAGAGCAGUAUAACCCAGUACAGCCCAGUAUAACCCACUGUCAGACCAGUAUAAAGGUGCCAGAAAAAAAGCCCUUAGCCUCCAACUCUCCUGUGCAGUCGGUGAGCCACCCUUGGCACUCCAUGCACAAAUGGAGCUUCCUGCGCUGGCACCUUUUGUCUUUGAGGAAUCUUCAUUCUUAGUCCAUCCGGGGACCCAGACAGGCCAUUUCAGCGCGGGCCUUUGGACACCAAACCAAUGACGUUCCGGGCAGGAAAUAAAGGCAAUGGUUGGGAACGGUUUCCUUUCGCGGGCUUCCCCGAUAUUGGUCCUUGCUUUCGCGGGCUCCAUCUCACCACCUGAGCUCAGCCAAUGUUUUGGUUAGACCAAUGUUUUGGUUAGACCAUAGUCCUUAGUGUCUGCCACCUGGAAAUUUCCAGAGGGGUAAAAACACUGAAAAGAAGAAGUCAGCAAGGUGGAUUGGGUGAUCAGGUGCAUUUCUCUCUCAGAAGAGAUGGUCCUGGUCAUGAAACUUCUGUUCCUCACCUGCCUGUGGCCAACAGCAACACUACACAGCUCUCACAGUCAGCACCACCACCUUCAUCGUCGGCAGCAAUUGUCUUUCUCAAGAAAACAUACCAGCAAACGAGAAAUUAAAAUGAGGAAACUUGACAGCACCAAAGUACGGCCACUUAAAUCUGAGCAGCUGCUUCACAUAGAGGACCAUGACUUUGCACUGAGACCUGGAUUUGGAGGUUCACCAAUACCUGUGGGCAUCGAUGUGCAGGUAGAAAGCAUUGACAGCAUAUCUGAAGUUGACAUGGACUUUACAAUGACUUUGUAUCUCAGACACUACUGGAAGGACGAGAGGCUUUCAUUUCGCAGUAACAAAAACAAGAGCAUGACCUUCGAUGGGCGACUGAUAAAAAAGAUCUGGGUACCUGAUGUGUUUUUUGUGCACUCCAAAAGAUCUUUCAUCCACGAUACAACUGUGGAAAACAUCAUGCUCAGAGUAUUCCCUGAUGGCAACGUUCUCUUCAGCCUGAGAAUAACUGUUUCUGCUAUGUGUUUCAUGGACUUCAGUAGGUUUCCUCUGGACACUCAGAACUGUUCUUUAGAACUGGAAAGCUAUGCAUACAAUGAAGAUGAUCUGAUGUUGUACUGGAAACACGGAAACAAGUCCUUGACCACAGAUGAGCAAAUCUCCCUCUCCCAGUUUUUCAUCGAAGAAUUCAGUGCUUCCAGUGGAUUAGCUUUUUACAGCAGUACUGGUUGGUACAACCGACUUUUUAUCAACUUUGCCCUCCGGAGACACAUUUUCUUUUUUGUGCUGCAAUCCUAUUUUCCAGCCAUGCUGAUGGUGAUGCUGUCUUGGGUUUCAUUUUGGAUUGACAGAAGAGCUGUUCCUGCCAGAGUAUCACUAGGUAUAACGACAGUGCUGACAAUGUCAACCAUCAUGACAGGAGUAAGUGCCUCAAUGCCUCAAGUGUCUUACAUAAAGGCUGUGGAUGUGUAUUUAUGGAUCAGCUUCCUUUUUGUCUUCCUGUCCGUCAUUGAAUACGCAGCAGUGAACUAUCUCACCACAAUUGAAGAGAGAAAGCAACUCAAAAAAAGGGGCAAGGCCUCAGGAGUGUACAUGGAUGCAGUGCAGGCCAUGGCUUUUGAUGGCUGCUUUCACGACACGGAUGUGGACAUGGACCUGUCUGGUUUCUCAGACCCCUGUGAGGACAAUGAGACUCGGACGAGUGAAACCAACAUCUCCAAUGUGGAAUCAACUCGCUUGAAGAGAUCUCUGAAGGGAAACGUGGGCAGGAUUAUUUUACAGAACAAUCACGUCAUUGACACGUAUUCCAGGAUUAUAUUUCCCAGUGUAUAUAUUGUAUUCAACUUUCUUUACUGGGGUUUGUACAUAUGAGCAAAAAUCCUUGUAAGCAAAACAUUAUUUUGAGUAUAAGAGAAGAAUCAUACUUUGAAAAUAAUGCAACAGCAGUAGAGGAAAGGGUUGAAAGUUUCCAAAACAGACUUCUGCCUCAAACCUGGGCUGGUUUGGUUAGCAGCAAAACUGCUAAUGAAAAACUGUCACAUCUGGUUCUUUUUCAGCUGGACUGUGCAGUGCUGCACCUGGGCAGUCCCAUGCAUAAGUUCAUGCUGCAGUAGCAUAGAUCAGUUUGGUCACUAAGGGAGCCCUUUCUCACACGCCUGAGCAGACAGCAGCUCCCACCUGAGGUAUUAAUCAGUCUCUGUCUACACUUAAACCAUUCCUCUUCAAUCAGCCUUUCUGGUUUUUUCUCCAUUUGUGGUCCAUUUUUGUAGGAAUUGGCACCAAUCAUCUUCAGGCAUCUCCUAUCCUUGUUUCAGCUGCUGCAUUUCAACUUUGCUGGGCAACCUGUGUGCAUCUCAGCAGCCUCUGUCCUCAGAUGGUAACCAGAGGGAAAGAUAUGGCUGAGCAGUGGAGUAGGGAUGAGGAGAAAGCAAGAAGCAAGGCUGAUGGGGCUUUGUAGGUUGUAUAUUGUCAACACCUCAAGAAAAACCUUUCCCCCUUGUCAAUUGUCCAUGAGCCCUCAUGGGACCUUUGUUUUGGAGAAAAUUUGCUCCCCAGUCCCUGAGGCAGCAGAGGAACAAUGUCCCAAACCCCGUGUCUUACAGCCACCUCCCAGCUGGAUGAGCAGCAUCCCUGACACGAGCUGUGCCCUUCCUGUGACACCCACACACCUCUGCCUCACAAAGACCUGCUGUAAUCACCUGCUUUCUGCAGAGCUGCCUGUGUGAGGAACGCAGGCUUUGAGACAGAGAUUUUAGAAAACUUUGUAAGGAGAACAAACCAACCACAUCUUCAGCAAAAUCUAGUUCUUCUGCUUUAUGAUGUUGCACGUGAGUUUGGGGUUUUUCCCCCCCCUCCUUCUCACUUUGGCUUGAGGUUGAAUGUUAUGGUGAGGAGAAGCUGCACAUGCCUGUUUGCAGCAGUGAUCCCUAGCACAGGUCCAGGGACCUGGAACACUGAGACACACAGGAAUAAAAGGAAUCAGCUGUGCCAAAACAGAUGUACACAGGAAUCCUGUCAGUCUCAAAUGAAUCCUGCGUGGAAAUAUCCUUAGGUUCAGGCUAAGGAGUUGAAUCAAGAAUGUUCAGGGGACACCCAUAGAAAGUGUUCACAGCUCCAGAAAAGAAUCAAGAUUACUUUUGCCACUAUCCCAAAGAAGGAGUGUUUUCCGCUUACAUCCACUGGGUUUGUCUGUCAUUUAAUGAACUGAGUUUGUAUUUGGAAAGUCAGUUUAAAAGGAUCCUUUGUGGUGGCAAAAAUAAAAGUCACAAGGUAAAUGCUUGGUCGCUACUUGGUCAAGUUUAUUGGUCAAGGAAAUGAGAAUAAAUUUGAAAGCCUGAACCACUCUCUGGUUUGUUUAUUUAUUUAUUUACUUACUUUAUUUUUUUAUUUCUUUGAUUUAUUUAUUUUUCAUGGUCCCAUUUUGUUUGCUCAUAGCAUGGCGAUGCCUCUUGCUUUUUCAAAAAGCUGUAUG
Molecule: messenger RNA, 3735 nt
Organism: Myiozetetes cayanensis
Lineage: Eukaryota; Metazoa; Chordata; Aves; Passeriformes; Tyrannidae
Gene: GABRR3
Product: gamma-aminobutyric acid type A receptor subunit rho3
Exons: 11
Coding region: 735-2135 (466 amino acids)
Biological process (GO): signal transduction; chemical synaptic transmission; regulation of membrane potential
Cellular component (GO): GABA-A receptor complex; neuron projection; membrane
Molecular function (GO): neurotransmitter receptor activity; GABA-A receptor activity; extracellular ligand-gated monoatomic ion channel activity
Source: RefSeq, a predicted model, not a curated record